Actinia tenebrosa (Australian red waratah sea anemone) is the source of this 2533-nucleotide messenger RNA. Its product is annotated as protein ST7 homolog. The record is from RefSeq and is a predicted model, not a curated record. Gene Ontology annotation, molecular function: protein binding. NCBI's taxonomy places the organism in Eukaryota, Metazoa, Cnidaria, Anthozoa, Actiniaria, Actiniidae.
UCUUACUGCGCAAGUCACACUUUUCCUUCCAAAAUGGCGACCGAARAUCAAAAUGUCGGCGGGUUUUCUCGAGGACUUGGCAAAAUAAAGCAGUGGGUUGGCUGGUCCUGGACCUAUCUCUGGGGAUUCUGGUUCCUCCUUGUUAUCUUCCUUCUCUACGUUCUCCGGACUCCACUUCGUCUCAAAGAGAAUUUUAACUUGGUCAUCAUGUUCUUAAAUACCCUGACCCCCAAAUUUUAUGUAGCAUUAACUGGAACAUCAUCUUUCAUAUCUGGCAUUAUAUUGAUCUUUGAAUGGUGGUACUUCAGAAAGUAUGGUACUUCAUUCAUAGAGCAUAUGUCGUUAUCACACCUUGGGCCGUUACUAGGCGGGAGUGAUAACUCGCAACAAAACCCAUCACAGAAUGUUGCAGAAUGCAAAGUAUGGAGGAAUCCUAUGAAUUUAUUCAGAGGUGCUGAAUACAACAGAUAUCUUUGGGUAACUGGCAAGGAGCCUUUAACAUACUAUGAUAUGAAUCUAUCAGCUCAAGACCACCAGACAUUUUUUACGUGUGAUGCUGAUGAGACCAGUUCUAAUCCUUGUGAUGAAGUGAUGCUGAAAGCAUGGAGAGAACGUGACCAAGACAAGAGAAUUAAAGCUGCCGAGAGUGCUCUUACUAUUGACCCAAAUUGUCUGACAUCUCUAAUACUUUUGGCUGAAGAAAAAGCUCAGACUAUAACAGAGGCUGAAUCAUAUCUUUCAAGAGCUUUGAAAAAAAGUGAAGAAAAUCUAAGAAACGGGGCUCUGACUAGCGAAACUAAAGAAGAUGCCAUACAUAGGAAAAACACAAAUAUUUGCGUAUAUAUCCGCAGAAGACUGGCUAUGUGUGCUAGAAAACUUAGCAGAACUAAGGAAGCCAUAAAAAUGAUGAGAGAUUUGAUGAAGGAGUUUCCAAUGAUGAGUGUUCUGAAUAUACAUGAAAACCUUAUAGAAGCACUGUUAGAGAUACAAGCAUACACUGAAGUACAGCAAGUAUUAGCUAAAUAUGAUGAUAUAGCGCUACCCAAGUCAGCUACAAUCUGUUACACAGCAGCCUUACUCAAAGCAAGAGCUGUCUGUGACAAGUUUUCUCCUGAAAUAGCAGCUAAAAGAGGGUUAAGCCCUGCAGAGAUGGCGGCAGUAGAAGCUAUCCACAGGGCUGUUGAGUUCAACCCCCACGUACCUAAGUAUCUUUUAGAGCAAAAAAGCCUUGUAUUACCACCUGAGCAUAUUCUAAAAAGAGGUGACAGUGAAGCCGUCGCUUAUGCAUUCUUUCAUCUUCCUCACUGGAAAAGAGUAGAGGGAGCUACCAACCUACUUCAUUGCACUUGGGAAGGAACAUUCCGUCUCGUACCAUACCCUCUUGAAAAAGGUCAUCUGUUUCAUCCUUACCCAGGAUGCACUGAGAAUGCGGACAGGGAACUUAUGCCAAGUCAUCAUGUGCUAUCAGUGUAUCCCAAGAAGGAACUACCAUUCUUCAUUCUCUUUACUGCUGGCUUGUGUUCCUUUACUGCCAUUCUUGCUCUUCUUACGCACCAAUUCCCAGAACCAAUGGCUAACCUGGCACGUACUUGUCUUGUGUGGAUCUCUGCUCCAUUCACUCUCAUCAUUCAGAAAGUGGAAGACUUUUUUCCUGCUCACAUCUGGCAGCAGUUGACCAGGAUCUAGACAUACCUGCCGCCUGUCACCUCUCUCCAUCAAACUAUAGUGAUAACCUGCUUCAGACCUUAACUUUUGAGUUCUAACUUUGUAAUCAUAAUAUUGUUUGAAGCUGUCGUAAAAUUGAUCAUCUAACUCUUGUUGAUAGCUGUUGUAAGAUUGAUCAUCUAACUCUUGUAACACCAUUUUAACAUUGUAACGGCUUGACUCCAAAACAAUAACUUAUGAUCUAGAAAGUACCUUAUAAACUCACCUCAUAAUUGUACUUGGACGGGCUUCCUGUGGCAAAUUAAACAACACAGGAACCCUGAUCCAAGAAAAUAUUUUAUUUUCUGAAAACAUGAAGAAACAUUAUGUGACCAUUGUCAAGCUUCAUAUCGAAUGGUAGGACUGUUGAGACCAGAUAACUGUUGACCAGAUUGGAAUAUAUUUAGUCACAGUUGUUUUUAGUUGCAUAAUACCACUGAGCUUGACAAAUGUAGCCUGAUUUUGACCCAAUAAACGAAAGUCACUAAAAAAAAGGAGAUAUCCAUGGCAUUGUUUAGACAAUUGUUCCGUUUCAACCCAGUCGUCCCACGAUAUGAAACUUGCCAAUGAAAAGUACUUGUGAAGGUUAUAUUCUUUCAUGGGCUUCCUCUAUUAGAGAAUAAGACAGGUAACCCAGAGAAAGAAUGACUACCUAAGGUAUGUAACUCCUCCAUUAACUACAUGUAAAGACACUAAUCCUAAUAGAAAAACCUUAAAACCCUCAGCRACAUAAAAUCAUUUCUAAAAUGUUGUUAAAUUGAAAAAGUAUAUAUUUAUGUAGAGGAAGAGGAAAAAUAUAAAGACUAUAUUAAAAUAUUGUUGAAUGCAA